CACCGCGCCUUCCCUAACGGUCCAUUUUUGACAUAUUAAUCUUCCCUCUCAGACCAUCUCUGAGCUUCACUCUGCAAAUCCUUAUCACAUUAAUCACGAUUCUCUCUCUUCCUCCCCCCCCCCCUCUCUCUCUCUCUCUCUCUCUUAUACUGCCUGCCUUUUCUACUUUUCUUGCCAUCAGUUUUAGCUCAAGAAUUCAAGAAUGGCUACUAACAAUGAAGACAACAAUAGUGAUGAAAGCUGUCCGAGAAUUCAGCAUGUAGCAAAAGCAUCAUCUGAUGAGCUGCUGAGGAAGUUUGCCCAAGUGGGUUCUGAGUCAGAAGACAAGAAAGAGCUGCAGUUGGCUAAGCGGAUUAAAAGAAGCACUAAUAUUAGUGCAAUUAAGGCUGGGUUUUAUACUCAGAGCAGAAUGUAUGUUGAUCAGGGCUCUUCUUUGAACGGUAUUAGUGCCGCCAUUGUUGAGAGGAAGUCCCUUUUGCCUCCCGUUACGCCCUCGUCUCGGAGAUCAUCUGUGGCGGUGGUUCGAAGACUUGGGAUUGGGAGAGUAAAAGUCAGGGCAAGGGAAAUUAAGCAUAAGUCUCUUCUGGGUGCAAUUGAGAAGACAUGGCGUAGGACAAUUGAAGGUGCUUGCAAGGUAUUCGUGGAGAAGCAUUACAACCAACACAGACGUCUAAAGCAUGACAUGUUUUAGUUAACGAUACCAGACUUCAUUGAGAUUGGAAUUAUGGGAAACAUGAAGAAAAGGGGUCUGCCGCAAAAUGAGAAUGGCCGUCUUUAAUUAUUCAUUGUUGUAAGUUGGAAGAUCAGUUACAUCCAUUUUUUUCUUAUCUAAUUUUUUUUUUUUAAGAAUCCAAAGUCUCUUGCCUUUAAUUUCCAUACCUUGAUAAUAUCAGCUGCAUAUUUUUUUUCUUUCUUAUUACAUCUUGUUGUUAUACACAUAUUUAAGGAUAAAUGUUAAAUCAUGAUACUUGUAAGUGAUGGAUACAAAUAUUGAAUCCCUGAAAUCCUUUAGUUUUGCUUCUGUGGGUAAAUUGUACAUCGUUUAUUAUAGGAUUUUGCAAAUAUUAAAUGCAUUAAGACUUGCCUGCAUUCAAACAAUUGAUUUCGACACCCCUGGUUUUUCUAUUUCUUCUUUUGCUUGUUGUGUGUUUGCUGCUGUUUCCAGCCUUUCCAAACCUGCCACAGAAUAUUGCAAGUCAAAGAGGUGGUGGGGCGGCCUAAUUGAAUCAGAAAUAGCUUCAUCAGAUGGUGGAAAGGCUUAUUAGAGGCGGGCAAUAAUAGAUAGAGCACAUGAACAAAAUACACAAACAAGUAGAACAAAAUUGCUACCGUCCAGAAGAAAAGGUUCAUUAUACUACUGGAGCCGGAUCAAGUUUAAACAUUUUCUUGGUUGAAUAGUAUCCAGUGAUCAAUCAGGUUAAGAGUUCAAAUCCUCUUGGUGCAUUAAAGAGAAGUACAGUGCUUUCUUUUAUGUCUAAUUUCCAGCCUCUGUAGCCUGUACAAGUCUAAAUGAACUUCUCCUGCCCCAUAAUGUAGGAGCAGAAUAGAGUGUGAAUGACGGUUGUAAAGUCUAAAGCAAUGAAAGGUGUACUCAACUAUCUAGAUGAUUAUCCAUGCAUUCAAUAAUGUAUCUAGAUGCUGAG
Messenger RNA from Coffea arabica (coffee), 1643 nucleotides. RefSeq lists its product as uncharacterized. NCBI's taxonomy places the organism in Eukaryota, Viridiplantae, Streptophyta, Magnoliopsida, Gentianales, Rubiaceae. The record is from RefSeq and is a predicted model, not a curated record.